Molecule: messenger RNA, 2104 nt
Organism: Manacus vitellinus (golden-collared manakin)
Lineage: Eukaryota; Metazoa; Chordata; Aves; Passeriformes; Pipridae
Gene: RPN1
Product: ribophorin I
Exons: 11
Coding region: 1-1803 (600 amino acids)
Cellular component (GO): membrane; oligosaccharyltransferase complex
Source: RefSeq, a predicted model, not a curated record
AUGCCGAGCACUUCUACCAGGAUUUACACCUUUGGCCCCUUGAAGAUGCUGCUGCAGGAGCCCUGUCAGGAACUGGCUGCUGCCAAAGAUGGGGAGACAACUGAGUUGCUUCGGGCCGUGGCUGGAGAGGUGGCUGAGGAGCACGUGGAAGUCCUGAGCAUCUCAGAUUAUUUGUUAUCGUUGGUUUUUUGCUCCUUUUCAGGCAAAAAGCAGCACACUGAUCAAUCUGUUUUGGAGCAGGUAAAGGGUGAGGAAGAGGAGGAGAACACCUUGGAAGUGAGAGAGACUAAAGUUAAGGGCAAAAGUGGAAAAUUCUUUUCUGUGAAGCUGCCAUCUCCUUUGGCACCGGGCGCCAAGAUCCGUGUCUCUGUUGAAAUGGUUUUCACACACGUCCUGCAGCCCUACCCCACCCACAUCACCCAAAGUGAGAAGCAGUUUGUGGUCUUUGAAGGAAAUCACUAUUUCUACUCACCCUACUUCACCAAAACCCAAACGACUCGGGUCAAACUGGCCUCUAGGAACGUGGAGAGUUACACCAAGCUGGGAAACCCUUCCCGCACUGAGGACAUGAUUGAGUAUGGCCCCUUCAAGGACAUUCCUCCAUACAGCCAGGACACUCUGAAGGUGCACUACGAAAAUAACAGUCCCUUCCUGACCAUCACCAGCAUGACACGAGUCAUCGAGGUGUCCCACUGGGGCAACAUUGCGGUUGAAGAGACGGUUGAUUUAAAACACACAGGAGCAGUGCUGAAAGGGCCUUUCUCCAGAUAUGACUACCAGAGACAGCCAGACAGUGGGAUCUCUUCUGUCAAGUCUUUUAAGACCAUUCUCCCAGCUGCUGCUCAGGAUGUCUAUUACAGAGAUGAAAUUGGGAACAUCUCCACCAGCCACCUCCUUGUCCUGGAUGACUCUGUGGAGAUGGAGAUCCGUCCCCGAUUCCCGCUUUUUGGGGGCUGGAAAACCCAUUACAUCAUUGGCUAUAACCUGCCAAGCUACGAAUACCUCUACAAUCUUGGUGAUCAGUAUGCCCUGAAGAUGAGGUUUGUUGACCAUGUGUUUGAUGAGCAAGUUACAGACUCUCUGACUGUCAAGAUCGUCCUGCCAGAAGGUGCCAAGAAUAUCCAUGUGGACAGCCCCUACGAAAUCAAUCGUGCUUCGGACGAGCUGCACUACACAUACCUGGACACUUUUGGACGUCCUGUUAUUGUGGCACACAAGAGCAACCUGGUGGAGCAGCACAUCCAGGACAUUGUGGUCCACUACACCUUCAACAAAAUCCUGAUGCUGCAGGAGCCUCUCUUGGUGGUUGGAGCCUUUUACAUCUUGUUCUUCACUGUGAUUGUCUACGUGAGACUGGAUUUCUCCAUCACUAAGGAUCCAGCUGCUGAAGCUCGGAUGAAGGUUGCCUGCAUCACAGAGCAGGUGCUUACUCUGGUGAACAAGAGGCUUGGGCUGUACCGUCACUUUGAUGAAGCAGUGAAUAAAUACAAGCAAUCAAGGGACAUCUCCACCCUGAACAGUGGCAAAAAGUCUUUGGAGAUGGAGCACAAGGCCCUGACAAAUGAAAUAGCCUCUCUGCAGUCUAAACUGAAGACAGAAGGCUCUGACUUAUGUGAUAAAGUGAGUGAGAUUCAGAAGCUCGAUGGCCAGGUGAAGGAGCUCGUCCUGAAGUCGUCGGUGGAGGCCGAGCGGCUGGUGGCGGGCAAGCUCAAGAAGGACACGUACAUCGAGAACGAGAAGAUGCAUUCCAACAAGCGCCAGGACCUGGUCACCAAAAUCGACAACAUCCUCGACGCGCUGUAGCUCUGCUUUAGUGACCAUGUGGAGGGGAGAGAUUUUUCUGUAGAGCCUGUUUGCUCAGCAACACGUGCUGUGCAAGGGACCAUGCCAUCAUGCUGUUUGGCUGGGUAACAGGGUUUCUUUACCAGAGGUGAGACUCAGCCAGGUUAUGAAACAGUCUCCUGCUUUUGGUUUUCCCUGUAUAGAUGUGCUCUGGGUAAAUGCACACAACCAGCCAGUCUGAGCACAGACACCCUCAUGGCAAACCUGAAUGUCAAAUCUCUGGAAAAAAUAAAAGAUACCUUUGUUCUACUUUGAAAUAAAA